This is a messenger RNA of Acanthosepion pharaonis, 900 nucleotides long. NCBI's taxonomy places the organism in Eukaryota, Metazoa, Mollusca, Cephalopoda, Sepiida, Sepiidae. The record is from the annotation of a GenBank genome assembly.
AUGUAUUUCGAAGACCUCUCGAACACAACUGACCUUUUGAUGUCUUUUGAAGAAGUCGAAGACGGCCUACAGCGGUCAAUUUGGGCGUAUUGUUAUGCGUUAUUCACUUCGUGUGGUAUCUGUUCACUUUCUGUGGUAUCUGUUCACUUUCUGUGGUAUCUAUCCACUUUCAGAGGUAUCUAUUCAUUUUCUGUGUAUCUGUUCACUUUGUGUGGUAUCUCUUCACUUUGUGUGCUAUCUCUUCACUUUGUGUGGUAUCUAUUCACUUUGUGUGGCAUCUAUCCACUUUCUGUGGUAUCUUUCCACUUUCUGUGGUAUCUAUCCACUUUCUGUGGUAUCUAUUCAUUUUCUGGGGUAUCUAUCUACUUUCUGUGGUAUCUAUCCACUUUCUGUGGUAUCUGUUCACUUUGUGUGGUACUCCUCACUUUCUGUGGUAUCUAUCCACUUUGUGUGGUAUCUCUUCACUUUCUGUGGUAUCUAUCCGCUUUCUGUAGUAUCUAUACACUUUCUGUAGUAUCUAUCCACUUUCUGUGGUAUCUAUCCACUUUCUGUGGUAUCUAUCCACUUUCUGUGGUAUCUCUUCAUUUUCUGUGGUAUCUAUCCACUUUCUGUGGUAUCUAUCCACUUUCUGUGGUAUCUAUCCAAUUUCUGUGGUAUCUAUCCACUUUCUGUGGUAUCUCUUCAUUUUCUGUGGUAUCUAUCCACUUUCUGUGGUAUCUAUCCAAUUUCUGUGGUAUCUGUUCACUUUGUGUGGUACUUCUCACUUUCUGUGGUAUCUAUCCACUUUCUGUGGUAUCUCUUCACUUUCUGUGGUUACUAUUUUGUGACCAAUACGUUGUCUUUUGCAUUUAUGGUUUUUAUUUAGAUUUCAUGCUUUUCUAUUUCAUUUUUAGCCUUUAA